Brassica oleracea var. oleracea is the source of this 1983-nucleotide messenger RNA. RefSeq names its product L-type lectin-domain containing receptor kinase V.4-like. Bases 1 to 1983 code for a protein of 660 amino acids. Gene Ontology annotation, cellular component: plasma membrane. Gene Ontology annotation, biological process: protein phosphorylation. The record is from RefSeq and is a predicted model, not a curated record. Gene Ontology annotation, molecular function: carbohydrate binding; ATP binding; protein kinase activity. Lineage: Eukaryota; Viridiplantae; Streptophyta; Magnoliopsida; Brassicales; Brassicaceae. The transcript has a single exon.
AUGUCUCGUAAACUCGAUUGGUGGAUGGUUAUGCUGAUCAUUGCUCUGUCUAAUACCAAGAACUCCCAUUGCAAGCUGGUGUGGGAGGGCUCCAUUGGGCUACUCAAUGGUUUCACGUCGUUAACAAACACCAAGAAGCACGCCUUUGGUCAAGCCUUCGACGACGAGAUACUUACUUUCAAGAAUAACUUCACAAAUGGUACCGUGCCUUCUUUCUCUGUCAGCUUCUUUUUUGCUAUUGUCCCUGAGCAUAAGCACAAAGGCUCUCAUGGUAUGGCCUUUGUGAUCUCUCCCACUAGAGGGAUUCCUGGUGCAUCUGCUGAUCAGUACCUUGGAAUCUUUAACAAAUCAAACAACGGUAACAUCUCAAACCAUAUCAUCGCUGUGGAGCUUGAUAUACAUAAAGAUGAAGAGUUUGGUGACGUUGAUGAUAACCACGUUGGUAUCAACAUUAAUGGAAUGAGAUCUAUUGACUCGCAUCCUGCUGGUUAUUAUGAUCAAGAUGGUCAGUUCAGAAACCUUUCUUUGAUCAGUGGAAAGCUACUCAGAGUCACGAUUCUGUAUAGCCAAGACAAGAAGCAGCUUAAUGUCACCUUAUCAUCACCGGAAGAGGCUUAUCACCCCGACAGGCCGCUUCUUUCACUGAACCAAGAUCUGUCCCUAUUUGUUUUGGAGAAAAUGUAUGUCGGCUUCUCAGCCUCAACGGGAAUGGUUGGAGCAAUGCAUUACUUGUGGAGUCGGUUUUUCACAUACGAUCUUAAUGUUCAUGAACUAGACUUCCCUAUACCGACGUUUCCUCCAUAUCCAAAUCCAAAGUCUCAGGUGAAGCGGACUGUUAUGGUGACCUUCUUGACAAUUCUUCUCUUUAUUGCGCUUGUUGCCUCAGCUUUAAGUAUCUUCUUCUAUAAGAAACACAAAAUGGUAAAGGAGGUUUUAGAAGAAUGGGAGAUUCAGUGUGGUCCCCAUAGGUUUUCUUACAAGGAACUCUUUAAAGCCACCAAGGGUUUCAGUGACAAACAACUCCUAGGUAAAGGAGGGUUUGGUCAGGUCUUCAAGGGCACACUUCCAGGUUCUGACACAGAGAUUGCUGUUAAACGAAUCUCGCAUGAUUCAAGACAAGGAAUGCAGGAGUUCUUGGCAGAGAUAUCGACUAUUGGUCGGCUUAGACAUCAGAACCUAGUCAGGCUUCAGGGCUAUUGUAGGUACAAAGAGCAGCUCUACUUGGUUUAUGACUUUAUGCCCAAUGGAAGUCUUGACAAGUACCUCUACCGCAGAGGGAAUCAAGAGCCACUCACUUGGAACCAACGUUUCAAGAUCAUCAAAGAUGUUGCCUAUGCACUCUGCUAUCUUCAUCAUGAGUGGGGACAAGUUGUGAUUCAUAGAGACAUCAAGCCGGCUAAUGUCCUGAUUGACCAUCAUAUGGAUGCAAGGCUUGGGGAUUUCGGGUUGGCUAAGUUGUAUGAUCAGGGUUUUGUUCCACAAACAUCUAGAGUAAUUGGAACUAUUGGGUAUAUAGCACCUGAGCUCAUAAGAAGCGGAAGAGCAACCACAGGGACAGAUGUAUAUGCCUUUGGGUUGUUUAUGCUGGAAGUUUCUUGCGGUAGAAGGUUGAUAGAGCCACGAGCACCCUCCAACGAGGCCGUCCUUGCUGAAUGGACGUUAGAGUGCUGGGAAAGUGGAGAUAUUCUCGAGGCAGCUAGUGAAAGACUCCAUGCAGAACAAGAUAGAGAACAGGUGGAGCUUGUUAUGAAACUGGGAGUGUUAUGUUCACACGAGGUUGCAACAAUUAGGCCGGACAUGUCUAAGGUGAUCAAGAUCUUGAACUGUGAUGUGCAGCUUCCAGAUAAUCUACUGGAUAUUGUCAAAGCCGAGAAGAUCAGAGUGUGGUCUGAAAUACCUGAGAGAGCAUUUGAUGGUUUGAAUACACAAAUGUCCAUCGGUACCUUGACGCUUACGGAACCCUUUACCUCUCAUGGACGCUGA